GAUUCAGUCCACCCGGUUGUUGGAGAGCUUGGUUCAGCGCCACAGAAGUGUCGACUACGUUUGCAGUUGCAUUGAAGUGCAGCAGAGGAAGAAAUGGAUCCAAAGCGACCACCCUUUCCGGGGCCCCCAGGGGUCACCCGCAUGCCAUGGAUGCUGUCAGCAGAAGAUCAGGGUCAAUUUCCUGACCAGCCCCCAUUGGGGCGAGCCAGAGGUCUGGUUCUGCCUAAAGAUGAACCUCUUCCUGGACGAGGUAGAGCCUUAGGCGUACCUGGAGAAAUGCCUGUGCGGUUUGGGAGAGGCAUAACUCCGUCUGUAAGCGAGCCUCUGGUGGGCAUCCCUAGAGGAGUGCGAUUACCGACAGACGAGGGAGGUUUUGGAAGAGCCCGAGGUUUUUUGCUGCCCACUCCAGAGCCCAGUGUUGGGAUAGGGAGAGGGGCUGCUGUGGGACCAGUGCCUACACUGGACAUUGAAAAAUCAGAUGUACAGCAAAAGAUGCCUGAGCUGCAAACAGAGGUGGCUCCAGCGAUCGCCCAGCGUAAUACAGUAAAUUCCACGACAGGAUUCCGUCCGUGUUUUCUGCAUCACGGACGAGGGGCAGCAGGCGAUUUGGGGGCAGAUGUCCAGUCUAAGCCGACCAUCAUUGGGGCAGCUGCUCUGACUCCGGAAAGAGAAGAAGCCCGCUUAGAAGAAGCCAUCAGUGUCCUGGGCAGAGGAUUUGUUGGUGUUGGCAGAGCUGCGUUGCCCCAUAUGAGUGUAGGCCGUGGACCAAUUGGCCCGUCGGGUCCCGUUGCUGCCCCGUUCUCCUUGCAGUCUGCUGCCUCCGUCUCUGAAGAAGCCCCAGUUCCUCCAGGAACACCCCCAAAAGUUGAAGUGAAAAUUGAGACAGUGAAGGAGCCUCUGCAGAAAAUGGGAACAAAAGGCUGUCCCGUAUCCAUCGGGUCAAACUACAUCCCCAUCUGUUGCAAAAAUGAAGCUGUGUUUCAGUACCAUGUUACUUUUACGCCGAACGUUGAGUCUCUCGGUAUGCGCUUUGGUAUGAUGAAGGAGCAUCGGCCUACUACAGGGGAGGUAGUGGCUUUUGACGGAUCCAUCCUCUAUCUGCCAAAACGUCUUGAAGAGGUUGUUCAUCUUAAAGCUGAGAGAAAAACUGACAAUCAAGAGAUUGACAUCAAGAUCCAGUUGACAAAGAUUCUGCCGCCCAGCUCUGAUCUGUGUAUCCCAUUCUACAACGUGGUCCUAAGGAGAGUGAUGAAAUUACUGGGGCUGAAGCUGGUGGGCAGAAACCAUUACGACCCCAACGCUGUAGUGAUUCUCGGCAAACACAGGCUUCAGGUGUGGCCUGGAUACUCCACCAGUAUCAAGCACACUGAUGGCGGCCUCUACCUCAUUGUGGACGUCUCGCAUAAGGUGCUGCGAAAUGACUCUGUGCUGGAUGUGAUGAACCUGAUUUACCAGGGAAGUCGUGAGAGCUUUCAGGACGAAUGCACAAAGGAGUUUGUCGGCUCAAUCGUCAUCACGCGCUAUAAUAACCGCACUUACCGUAUCGAUGACAUCGAGUGGUCCAAGUCUCCCAAAGACACUUUCACCUUGGCUGACGGAACUGUGACCACGUUUGUCGAUUACUACAGAAAGAACUAUGGCAUCACCAUAAAGGAACUGGACCAACCACUGCUCAUCCAUCGUCCAAAAGAGAGGUCCAAACCAGGAGGAAAGGUUAUAACGGGUGAAAUCCUGCUGCUGCCGGAACUCUCCUUCAUGACCGGCAUCCCUGAAAAAAUGAGGAAAGACUUCAGAGUCAUGAAGGAUCUGACCAUGCACAUCAAUGUGGGAGCCGAGCAGCACACCCAGAGUCUCAAACAACUGCUGCACAACAUCAACAGCAAUAACGAAGCGGUCUCCGAGCUGGCCCGCUGGGGCCUCAGCAUCAGCCAAGAGAUUCUAGUGACUCAAGGAAGAACUCUGCCCAGCGAGACCAUCUGCUUGCAUUCAGCUUCUUUUGUCACGUCUCCGGCAGUAGACUGGUCCAGAGAGGUGGUUCGAGACCCCUCCAUCAGCACUGUUCCUCUGAACUGCUGGGCUGUUUUCUAUCCCCGGCGGGCAACCGAUCAGGCAGAGGAGCUCGUGACUACUUUUACGAGGGUAGCCGGACCAAUGGGCAUCAGAAUUGAGCGGCCCAUCCGCGUAGAGCUACGGGAUGAUCGAACCGAGACCUUCGUCAAGAGCAUUCACUCUCAACUCACCAGUGAGCCCCGUGUGCAGCUGGUCGUGUGCAUUAUGACCGGAAACAGAGACGACCUGUACAGCGCCAUCAAAAAGCUCUGCUGCAUCCAGAGUCCAGUACCAUCACAGGCCAUCAACGUACGGACCAUCUCGCAGCCACAGAAGCUCCGCAGCAUCGCUCAAAAGAUCCUUCUGCAGAUUAACUGCAAACUGGGAGGAGAGCUGUGGACGGUAAAUGUUCCUCUGAAAUACCUGAUGGUGAUUGGGGUGGAUGUUCACCAUGACGUAAGCAAGAAGAGCAGAUCUGUCAUGGGCUUUGUAGCAAGUCUCAACAGCAUGCUGACCAAAUGGUAUUCCAGGGUUACCUUCCAGAUGCCUCACGAGGAGAUAAUCAACGGCUUCAGAGUCUGUCUGCUGGCUGCCCUGCAGAAAUACUACGAGGUGAACCACGCCUUCCCUGAGAAGAUCGUCAUCUAUCGCGACGGCGUGUCUGACGGACAGCUCAAGACUGUGGAGCUUUACGAGAUCCCUCAGGUUCUGAAAUGCUUCGAGACCAUCCCGAACUACGAACCGAAGCUGGCUUUCAUCGUGGUGCAGAAGAGGAUCAGCACCACCCUGUACUCCUACGGAUCCGACCACUUCGGCACGCCCUCGCCAGGAACCGUACUGGACCACACCGUCACAAACAGAGACUGGGUGGACUUCUACCUAAUGGCACAUUCGAUUCGACAGGGUUGCGGCCUGCCCACUCAUUACAUCGCAGUGUACAACACUGCAAACCUCACCCCUGACCACUUACAGAGGUUGACCUUCAAGAUGUGCCACCUGUACUGGAAUUGGCCCGGAACGAUACGCGUUCCUGCACCGUGCAAGUACGCCCACAAACUGGCCUUUCUGUCUGGUCAGUACCUCCACUCAGAGCCUGCCAUCCAGCUCUCAGAGAAACUGUUCUUCCUGUGAAUGAGACCCGUUCAGCGUCUCAAUCAGACACAAGAGGGAUCGAAUCUCCCUCUUUCGUUCUUGUUUUUUUUUUUUUUGCUUUUUUUUUUAUUGCUGUUCUUAAAAGUACUGUUCUGAAUGUU
Molecule: messenger RNA, 3302 nt
Organism: Sinocyclocheilus rhinocerous
Lineage: Eukaryota; Metazoa; Chordata; Actinopteri; Cypriniformes; Cyprinidae
Product: piwi-like protein 2
Exons: 23
Coding region: 94-3180 (1028 amino acids)
Molecular function (GO): RNA binding; protein binding
Source: RefSeq, a predicted model, not a curated record